This is a messenger RNA of Clavispora lusitaniae ATCC 42720, 897 nucleotides long. RefSeq names its product T2 family ribonuclease. Gene Ontology annotation, molecular function: ribonuclease T2 activity; RNA binding. NCBI's taxonomy places the organism in Eukaryota, Fungi, Ascomycota, Pichiomycetes, Serinales, Metschnikowiaceae. Gene Ontology annotation, biological process: RNA catabolic process. Gene Ontology annotation, cellular component: extracellular region. The record is from RefSeq and is a predicted model, not a curated record.
AUGCUUCCAGUUUCAGUCUUAUUGGCCUUAGUGGCACCAGUUUUGGGCGGGCCCAUCAAACUUUCUGCCCGGGAUCUGACUUUCAGUGUCCAGUCUUGUUCGGCUGCGAACGAGGCCCAAUACUUUUCCUGCCAGGCACCAGGCUCUGUUUCUGGCAACUCUUGUUGCUACGAAAACGACGGCUUGAUUUUGCAGACUCAGUUCUGGGACUUUGAUCUGUCUUUGCUUUCCUCUGUUAGCUCCAAUGAAGCCCGCAAGCUUCUGGUUAAGAAGAGAGGGAACUUGGUUGCCCGGGCAUCGUCUGCUGAUAACGACGUCAGCCAAACUUUCACGAUCCAUGGUCUUUGGGACGACACCUGUGGUGGCUCGUACAACCAGUUCUGUAACCCUGACUGGGAAUUUUCUGAUUCAGACAACAUCCCAGACAUUCUUAGCCUGUUUGGCCAAGACGAUUUGCUCAACACCAUGCAAACUUACUGGAUUAGCAACUCUGGUCUGCCAGAGUCUCUUUGGGAGCAUGAGUUCAACAAACACGGCACUUGCUUCAAUACAAUUGCUCCUUCUUGUUUCACUGGUGAUUACCAACAGUACCAGAACGCCGUGGCGUAUUUCCAAAGAGUUGUGGAUGUCUGGAACACUUUACCUACUUAUUCCUUCUUGCUGGCUGCUGGCAUUGAGCCUUCCACUGAUGGCCAAUAUGCCUUGCUGGACAUCCAAGAUGCCUUGUCUUCCAACCACGGAGGCAAAGAAGUCUACAUUGGAUGUAGAAAUGGUGCCAUCUCUGAGGUCUGGUAUUUCCACAACGUCAAGGGCAACAUUUUGAAUGGCCAACUUCUGCCAGUGGACUCUGUGACCCUGAGCAAAUGUCCUGAAAAUGUGUGGUAUCUUCCAAAGUAG